AAACCGGAAAUGUUGGAAACCACUGUGCGUGCGCAGUUUGCAUUGAUCAUCUGUACAGACACAGAUAAAAUAUCCAAGAUUUUAAUAUCAGAAUAUUAUCCAGAAAAUACACGAAUUUUCCUAUUCUUUAGUCACAACUGGAUGUAGUAGAGUUUUUACCAUCUGGCAUGUGCCAGAUUGAGGGUCAAGCCUAUGGCAGACCAACCUGAGUUCCAGUCUGGGGGGUCACAUAGAAGAAGACACCAUUCUGGGGCAGAUUCAAAAGUUGAAGUAGGCCAAACCAAUAACAUUUCACAGUCUGUUUUAAUCAAGAAGAAGAAAUCAAAGAAGCGAUUUGCACAAAGUUCACAGGAAGGUCCAACUACCAGUAAACAAAGUAAAUUGUCAGGAACCAGUUUGAAACUAUCAAAGAAGGAGAAAUUAAGAAAUAAAAAAGAGAAAUCUAGAAAGAAGAAAAAUAAAAGAGCUCAGUUACCAGCUGUAGCUGUGAACCCUGAAACCAUUGACACUAAACAAACAGAGGAAAAAGACUCUGAUACUAAUAAAUAUACAAUUUCCAAAAAUCUAAGAUCAAAUUUAGAGGCAGAAGUAGUUCCAGGGAUACCUUAUUAUCCUGAAAGGUCAAGGUCAGUGUCUGGAACUAGAAGUCGGGACAGGAAAAGCAGUUUUAAUAGUUUAGAGGAUAUAAAACUUAAAGUUGUUGGCAAAAGUGUAGACACAAGCCAAGGAACUCAAGAUAUUCAGGUUGAUAUCGCUCAUACAAGUGUUCAAAACCCACAAAGUACUUGUCCUUCAAAGAAAAGGGAUAAGAAGAAAAGGAAAAGCAAGGAAAGACGUUCUAGUAGCACUAGUUCUAAAUCCUUGUCGCCGGAGCUUGAUAGCUUACGGCGCACUCGAAGAAGCAAAACGGGAUCGUGUGCUAGUAGCAGUGGUAGGCGUUCCGCUUCAUCAUCAAAGCGUCCUGCUGGUAGCAGCAGUCUCCUCAAUACAGCCAGUGGAAGUGAGAGCGGGACAUCCAGAGGGGGAGCCAAACCACAAAACAGUAGUAGUCUGAUGUCAGGACAGGAGGAUAAUACUGAUAAUGGAGGUGGAAGUAGACCUCGGGAGGAAGGGGGCAGUCAGCCAUCUCUGGCAGCAUCAAAUGCUGCAGGGGCUACAGCUAUGACCUCUGAGAGUGAGACAGAAGAAGGAGAUAUGGGAAGAUUGCAAGCAUUAUUAGAAGCUAGAGGAUUGUCAUCAACUUUAUUCAACACACUAGGACCCAGAAUGCAUCAGAUUUUACACAGAACUAUGGGAGGUGGAGCAAUGAGUAAAGCCCAGCAGUUAUUGCAAGGUCUACAAGCGACAGGUAAUGAGGACCAGCAAUUGUCUGCAGCCAUAGAAAUGUGUCAGUUGUUGGUCAUGGGGAAUGAAGAUACAUUGGCAGGAUUCCCAGUAAAACAAGCCGUACCAGCACUUAUUACACUAUUACAAAUGGAACAUAACUUUGAUAUAAUGAACCAUGCUUGUCGAGCCUUGACCUACAUGAUGGAAGCUCUUCCAAGGUCAUCAGCUGUUGUCGUUGAUGCUGUGCCAGUAUUCCUUGAGAAACUAAGAGCAAUACAGUGUAUGGAUGUUGCUGAGCAGUCCUUAACAGCAUUAGAAAUGUUAUCUAAAAGACACAGUAAAGCAAUACUACAAGCUGGAGGUAUAUCAGCAUGUCUGAUGUUCCUGGACUUCUUUAGUAUUACAGCACAGAGAAGUGCUCUAGCUGUGACUGCCAACUGUGUACAGAAUCUGACAGCUGAAGAGUUCCACUUUGUCAGAGAAUCUCUACCAUUACUCAGCUCUAAACUCACACAUCAGGAUAAGAAGUCUGUUGAGAGUUGUUGUUUAUGUUUCUCUCGAUUGGUUGAUAAUUUUAGCAGUGAUCAGAGAGUACUAAAGGAAAUGUCAGCUCAUGGAUUGUUAACUAAUAUUCAACAACUCUUGGUUGUGAGCCCACCUGUUAUUAGUACUGGUAUCUUUGUUAUGGUGAUCAGAAUGUUAGCAAUAAUGUGUGCCAGCUGUCCUGAUCUAGCUGUUGUUCUACUCAAACAGAAAAUAGCUGAUACUUUGUGCUAUCUUUUGGUGGGAACUUCUGAACAGACUGAAAAUGUUGUUGAGUUAGUAUCCAGAACACCACAGGAGCUGUAUGAGAUUGUUUGUCUAAUUGGGGAAUUGAUGCCCAAGUUACCAACUGAUGGUAUAUUUUCCAUUGAUCAAAUGUUACGUAAAGGAUCGUUCACUCAAACUGAUGCAGUUAUGUGGCAAUGGAGGGAUGAUAGAAGCAUCUGGCAUCAUUAUACAGCAAUAGAUAGUAAAAUUGUAGAGGCAGCCUAUCAAGCUGGAGAGGAUGAGGUCAGUUUAUCUACUAUGGGCAGGUCAUAUACAAUAGACUUUAAUUCCUUGCAGCAGAUUAAUGAAGACACAGGCACAGCACGCCCUGUACAGAGGAAACUUAAUUCAUUUGGUGUCCCACAGCCUACAGGGUCCUCCACCAAUACCACAACACCACCAUCCUCCACUACAACCACAGAUCCACUGGUAGAUAGAUGUGAUUCUAGAGCAGAAAUUCUAAAGGAGGACAUGGAGUUAGCCUCAGCUUUCAUACAAACUCUCUUCUCUGUCUUGUAUGAAGUCUAUAGUUCAUCUGCUGGUCCUACAGUACGACACAAGUGCCUACAGACAUUAUUACGAAUGAUAUUCUAUGCUGGAGCUGACCUGUUGAGAAGUAUUUUACAAACACAGCCUGUGUCCAGCCACAUUGCUGCAAUGAUGGCAUCUAAUGAUUUAAAAGUGGUUGUAGCUGCUGUACAGAUGGCAGAAAUACUGAUGCAAAAAUUACCAGAUGUUUUCUCCAUAUAUUUUAGAAGAGAAGGUGUUAUGCAUCAGAUAAAGAAAUUAACAGAAAUAGAUCCCCAGGCCCCAUCCCCUGUCAAGGCAUCGCCUUCACCAUCAACAUCCAUCCCCCCACCAGCAUCUGUGUCAAGUUCCUCAGCAAGUAUCACAAGCAGUAGUACAUCAUCAGAAAGCAUUGAUAAAAAAUUAGACGGAGCAUCAAAUGUUGUGGCAUCAACGUCAGAGGAACACAGCUCUUCUCAAAUGAGACUAAGUGAUGUAUUAAAAAGGAAGAAACCACCAAAAAGAUCACUGGGUCGUAAAUGUAAAAAUACAGAUGAAUCUUCUACAGAUACCCCUACUAAAGGAUCUCCUGCCGUGGGAAACAGAAGUUCUAAUAGGGCAAAGUCUGCAGGGAAGGAAGGGAAAUCAAGUUCAAAGAUGUCUUUCUUACCAAGUAGUUUGAAUCCACGAACAUGGGGAAAGUUUUCUUCUUCAUCAGAGCCACCUAAAUCUGGCUUAUCAAAGGUUGGUCAGCCAAGACUUUUGACCAGUCUCACCAGAAGUGAUGCCUUUAGUCCUAAACCUGUGCUGAUAACCAGCCCAUGCAACAAAGAGAAAGUGAAAGCCUGGGUUAAAGAGCAAGCAUCUAGAUUUUUAGAAGAGUAUUUUGGUAAUGAGACCCAAGGAUCAAGUCACCCUGCUCUCAAUAUACUCAACAGACUUUGUACUGCCACAGAUCUUUUAACAGUUGAGGAUGACUGUGGAAUAGAUUGUUUGAAAGAGAUAGCUAAUAUAAUGAAGGACAGCGAUGUGUCUCCAUUUGAAAUAAUACAUAGUGGACUUGUUCAGAAACUUUUACAGUAUUUAACUUCAACGACAGGUGAUGUGCCACGAGAUGUCCGAAUCAGAAGAUUUCUACAUAUAUUCCUUAACUGCCCUCCUCCAGAUGUAUUACAUUGUAAAGAGGUACACUUAGAUUCUGGAAACCUGCCAUCAAUGACUGCAUUGGUUGCCAAACUGAUUGGUUGUUUGCACCAGUUAGAACAGUUCCAGGUCAAAGUUCAUGAUUUACCAGGUGGAAGUGCAUCCAGUGGGAGAGGUUCUAAUGCUUUGAGAUUCUUCAAUACACAUCAGUUAAAGUGCAAUCUACAAAGACACCCUGAAUGUACCACACUUCGCCAGUGGAAGGGAGGACCUGUGAAGAUUGAUCCAUUAGCCUUGGUUCAGGCUAUAGAGAGAUACCUUGUAGUUAGGGGGUAUGGCCGUCCUAAACCUGAUGGUGGGGAUGAUGAUAUAAGUGAUGAUGAUAAUUCUGAUGAAGAUGUCGAUGAUACCAUGGCUGCUGUAUUUAUCAGUCAAGGCACAGCCAGACAUAAGUUAGAAUUUUACAUGGGAGAGCGGUUUCUGCCUUACAACAUGACAGUGUAUCAAGCCAUUAAAAACUACAGCAAUCCUGGGGAGAAAGAUGCCAGUGAAACAGAUACGGAUUCAGAAAUUCCUCUUGGUCAUGCUGGCAUUUGGGUACAGACCCAUACAAUAUGGUACAAGCAGGCUGCUGACCAGGAUACAGUUACAAGUCCAAAGAAAACUAAAUCUGAACACCAUAGUAAAUCUAAAGGCAGGAAAAAAGUGGACGAUUUAUGGAAUGACGGUCACUGUCCUGUGAUGGUUCCAGCAUUAAAUGCUUACUUAACAGACAAACUGCCAGCCUUUGUUACAGUUAUGGAUCCUUCUCUUGACGUUAUAGCUCUACUUAGAAUAUUACAUGCCUUUAAUAAUUAUUGGUCUACUAUGUAUGAGGUGCCAUUUUCUCACAAACCUAUUAUGUCUUUCAACGAGUUCUUAAGUUCAAAGUUAACAGCCAAAGCUAACAGACAGCUACAGGACCCACUGGUGAUUAUGACGGGCAAUUUACCUAACUGGUUGGCUGAGAUAGCCAAUGCAGCACCAUUCAUGUUUCCUUUUGAAACUCGUCAGUUAUUAUUUUAUGCCACAACCUUUGACAGAGAUCGAGCUCUAAUGAGACUACAAGAUAACACCGGUGACAAUAGCUCUAAUGAUAAUAAUGAGAGGGUAGCUCCUAGGCUGGACAGAAGAAGGCGAGUUGUGAACCGGUUAGAAUUGUUAAAACAAGCAGAGAAAGUUAUUGAUGAACUGGGUAAUUCUAAAGCCUUACUGGAAAUUCAAUAUGAAAAUGAGGUUGGAACAGGUCUAGGACCAACUUUAGAAUUUUAUGCAUUAGUAUCAAAAGAAUUACAGAAAUCAGAGUUUGAAUUGUGGAGAGGGGAAUCUUUAGUCGAGAAAAACUCUUCAGAACACGUAACAGAAUAUAGUUUCUCCAUCUGUGGACUGUUCCCAGCACCACUUGCACGGAAUGCUAAAGCUGCCAUUGUCAAUAGAAUUAAAGCUAAGUUUAAAUUCUUAGGCAAGUUUAUGGCUAAAGCAUUAAUGGACUCCAGAAUGCUGGACUUGCCAUUGUCCUUGGUUUUCUACAAGUGGAUGUUAGGACAAGAACACAGUCUUACAUCAGCUGAUCUACAAUUUAUAGAUCCUGUCAUUGCCAAGUCUUUCCAACAGUUAGAGGAUAUUCUCAGACAAAAACACAGAAUACUGGCUGAUAAGUCACAUACUGAGGAGAGUCGCCAGUUAGCCCUGGAAAGUUUAAGUAUGGAUGGGUGUAGUAUAGAAGACCUAGAUAUUGACUUUACACUCCCUGGUUAUGGCCAUAUAGAAUUGAAGAAAGGAGGCAAGGAUAUACCUGUCACAUUAGAUAACUUGGAGGAAUACUUACAGUUGGUAGUACAUUGGAGUUUAGUGGAAGGUGUAUCCAGACAGUUUGAAGCAUUUAGAGAAGGAUUUGAAUCUGUCUUUCACAUGUCAUCACUACAGAGCUGUUAUCCUGAUGAGCUGGAGCAGUUAUUCUGUGGUAAUGUUACCGAGCCCUGGGAUACAAAGAUGUUGUUAGAAUGUUGUCGCCCCGAUCAUGGUUAUACACACGACAGUCGUGCUGUUAAAUCGUUGUUUGAGAAUCUCAGUUCCUAUGAUAUCAAUGAACAGAGGGAGUUUCUACAGUUUGUUACCGGGUCACCUCGUCUUCCAGUCGGAGGUUUUAAAAGUUUGAAUCCUCCAUUGACAAUAGUCAGAAAGACAUUUGAAACCAACGAUAAUCCAGACAGUUUUCUGCCUUCUGUGAUGACAUGUGUUAAUUAUCUCAAAUUACCUGACUAUUCAUCUGCACAAAUCAUGCGAGAAAAACUACAAAAAGCUGCAAAAGAAGGACAACUCUCAUUCCAUUUGUCAUAACAAAAAUUUGUGUGUGUGUGUGUGUGUGGAUUGUUCUCGGUAUGGAAUCAAAUUGUGAUUGUGAUUGUUAUUUUCAUGGUGGGAAUUUUUUAAGAAAAAUAAUAUGCGGUCAAUUUACUCCUGCUUUAAUUUAGUUUUGUUAAUUAGACAGAUUUGGUAGAUCUUGUCAAUAGAUGAUUUUCUUCUGUAAUUUGUAUUACUAGUCAUAUUGUUUAUAUUUUAUGUAACCUCGACUUUAAAAAAAUGAAUAAUGUAUGUGUCAACUUGUCCAUGUACAAUAACGUAUGUGUCAACUUGUCCGUGUACAAUAAUGUAUGUGUCAACUUGUCCAUGUACAAUAAUUUAUGUUUCAACUUGUCCAUGUACAAUAAUGUAUGUGUCAACUUGUCCAUGUACAAUAAUGUAUGUGUCAACUUGUCUGUGUACAAUAAUGUAUGUGUCAACUUGUCCAUAUACAAUAAUGUAUGUGUCAACUUGUCCAUGUACCAUUAUUUAUGUGUCAACUUGUCCAUGUACAAUUAUGUAUGUGUCAACUUGUCCAUGUACAAUUAUGUAUGUGUCGACUUGUGAUUGAUUGAUAGAUUUGGAGUAAAGCAUCCAUGCAAUAUAACAGAAUGAAGUAAUGUGAUUAUGAGAGAUCAUGGUUUGCUAUUAUGUUUUCAUUCUUUAUAUGUAUUUAAUUGGAUAAACAAUCAUUUUGUAUGAUGACAUUGACCUAUAAUCUCAUGCUAUUACUUUAAAACAUGUUUUAUUUCAGAAAGGCACAUAGAAAUAUCCAGAAAUAGUUAUAUAAAUAAGAAGAGACUGUAAAAACUAGCAAAGUUUGAAGAUAAUGAGAACAGAGAAGGUUUUUUUUCAUCCCCCAUCAAAUCUUAUUGGUGUUUUUAUAAAUAAUUUAAUUUAUGAUUUAACAUAUCUUCUCUGAUUGGCUAUCAGCUCAUAGAUAUAACUUUGUCAUGUGACUGUGAUGUCAUCUUUUUUUCAUGAUUUACUCCUUGAAAAUGGAAUUUAGAAUUAAGUUAUAAAGAAUCAGUAAUAUAUUUUUCUGUCUUUUUAGAAUAACUUAAAGAAAUAAUGUGCAUACUUUUAAUAAAUUCCUUAUGUAGUCCACUAAAACUAUUCAUUUUGAUUAAGAUUUUAGAGAUGAUGGGCUCCCAAAACAUAUCAGAAAUCCUUUUAUAGUUGUAAUCAAAAUCUUAUUUUAGGAAUUGUUUUGUAUUUAAAAAAAAUAAAACUACAUUCAGAAAAUAGAGGGAGGAACUCAUCUUUUGGGAAAUAUGUUUUUAUGGAGAAUAGUGUGCUUUAAGAUUAUGUUAAAAUGAAUACCAAAAAUCUUAGUAUCACUAGAAAAAAACAGUGCUUGUAAAAAUAACAUGCAGGGAUAUCCUAAUAGUUUAUAUUUUAUAUUUGUUUUGUAGGUAUAUAGAAGUAGAUCCCAUUUAUAUUGUUAGUAUAAUACAUACAAUUGACAUUUUGUUUUCUUUAUUUAUUUCAUAUUUCAGUUUUAUGUUGAUAUUUUAUUUUGUCAUCACAAUGAUCACAUGCUACACAAUAAGUUAGGUUUAAUUGUUUUGAUGAAAACACGGAAUGUCUUUUCUUUCAAAGGGAAAUAUUAUGAUUAUCCAGUGGCAGAUCUAUAAACUUACAUAAGAGACAAUGAUUCCCUAUAUAAUCAACCAAUUCAGAUUUUCCUGAAAUUGCAAUAAUUAAUCCUGCGUUUUAGUCCAUUCUACCAAAUUUGCAAUAAUAAAUCCAUGCAAAAAUUUCUGAAUUUACAGUAACAAAUAUCAUUGAGAUCUUUAUCUGUUAUGUCAGUGAUUCCCAUGAAAUUUAAUUCAAUACAGCUUCUAAGCUUUAGUGAUGUCAUUUAUGUUUGGUUCAAGAUAAACACAAACCAGAGAUCAGUUAUUGACAAUUGCUAUUAAUAAAUUAAUUGACCUUGAUAAAACUAACCAGAGGUCUUCUAGGGAUGGUUGAUUUUUUAUUUGUACAAUUUCCUGAACACAAGUCAAUGUAUUCCUGGACAUACUAUUGGCCAACAAUGAUUGUGCUUUGAAAAAGAACAGUCGGAUGCAAGAGUAAAAUUGUGUGAUUUUAUACUGUAAUGUUUUUACUUAUUUAAUUAAAACUGUUACUUGCUGUACAGUAUAAUGUAAUGAUUUGUACUUUUUUGUUACCUAAUGAUCUAGAGAAGAUCUAUAUGUUGACCUAGAAUGAAUGACAUUAUAUUGUUGGCUGACAGAGAAGGUCUGUGUGUUUACUGAGAAUGAAUGACUGUUGGCUCAUUAUAAAACUUGUAUUUGACAGACAUAAAAAGUUUGAUGUUGAAAAAACUUUGUACAGAAUAAAGUAUUCUACGAAUGUC
This is a messenger RNA of Mytilus trossulus (common blue mussel), 8530 nucleotides long. RefSeq names its product E3 ubiquitin-protein ligase TRIP12-like. Bases 193 to 6165 code for a protein of 1990 amino acids. Gene Ontology annotation, molecular function: ubiquitin protein ligase activity; zinc ion binding. The transcript is spliced from 40 exons. NCBI's taxonomy places the organism in Eukaryota, Metazoa, Mollusca, Bivalvia, Mytilida, Mytilidae. Gene Ontology annotation, biological process: protein polyubiquitination; DNA damage response; proteasome-mediated ubiquitin-dependent protein catabolic process. The record is from RefSeq and is a predicted model, not a curated record. Gene Ontology annotation, cellular component: nuclear speck.